This is a messenger RNA of Papilio xuthus (Asian swallowtail), 1724 nucleotides long. It is a transcript of the gene La, whose product is annotated as La autoantigen-like. Gene Ontology annotation, cellular component: cytosol; cytoplasmic stress granule; ribonucleoprotein complex. The record is from RefSeq and is a predicted model, not a curated record. Bases 156 to 1289 code for a protein of 377 amino acids. Gene Ontology annotation, biological process: tRNA processing; positive regulation of translation. The transcript has 7 exons. Lineage: Eukaryota; Metazoa; Arthropoda; Insecta; Lepidoptera; Papilionidae. Gene Ontology annotation, molecular function: mRNA binding.
CAUCAUCAAACCAUAACUUGUGAUAUUGCGCCGGCGUGUUCGUUCGUAGUGAAAGAAAACUAUAACACGUGUUCGAAAUAAAAGGAUAAUUUCUAACGAAGUUAUACUUAUCUUAUUUAUUCAAGUCUAAAAGCAAUAAAGACUCGUUUUCUACAAUGACUGAAGAAAAAGAAGUGGCGACUGAAACCAACGGUCAAGAAAAUGAUAAAGAAAACAAUGCCGAGGAGGAAACUAAUUUAGAAAGUGCCGUCAUUCGGCAAGUUGAAUACUAUUUCAGUGAUGUGAAUCUCCCCCGGGAUAAGUUUUUGCGAGAACAAGUAACAUUGGAUGAUGGUUGGGUGCCUCUCGAUGUGCUCACCAAGUUCAACAGGCUGGCUAAACUUAGUACGGACAUAGAAGUCAUUGCUAAUGCCCUUGCCAAAUCAACAUCUGGUCUCCUUGAGAUUUCAGAUGAUAACAAAAAAGUAAGACGGAAUCCCGAGUUGCCAAUCCCAGAGAUGAACGAGGAGCGGCGCAAGGAGAUGAUGGCAAGAACUGUCUAUGCCAAAGGUUUCCCUAAAGAUUCAACCUUGGAUGACCUUCUUAAAUUCUUUAAAGAUUAUGAUGGUGUUGAAAAUAUUAUAAUGAGAAGAUAUCAGGACAGACAGACCAAGAAAAGACAUUUCAAGGGAUCAGUGUUUUUAACUUUUAAGACUAAAGAACAGGCUGACAAAUUUAUGGAAAACAAAGGUAUGAAACACAAUGACACAGAACUGAUUGUUCUUUGGCAAGACAAUUAUCUGCAGAUGAAGCAAGAAGAGCAUGCUGCCAAAAAAGAACAUAGAAACAAGAAAAAUAAAGAAAAAGAAGAAAAGAAAGAAGAGAAGGAAUUCAAACUGCCGACCGGCACUGUGUUGCAUUUUAAGCAAGAAAACGAGAAAAUGACCAGAGAAAAUAUUAAUGAAGCCUUAGUUGCAUUAGGUGCAGAGAUAGCUUUUAUAAGCUACAAAAUUGGAGAAAAAGAAGGUUGGGUGCGACUCACGAAAGAGGAUGCAGCCAAAGAGGUAGCGGUGAAAAUACCAGAUGGAAAACUGACAAUUGAAGACACAGAAGUUGUCUUCAAACUUCUUGAGGGUGAUGAAGAGAAGGCAUAUUUAGAUAAAACGAUUGAAGAAAUGUCGAAACGUCGCAGAAACCAGAAGAACUUCAAACAGAAUAAAGGAAAGAACUACAAAGGGAAACAGAACAGGAAACGUAAACAGGAUGACCAUGGUGAUGCACCACCUUCUAAGGUUAAGGCUGAUAGUUAGUUAUUACAUUGUACUGAAUUUAUUAAUCUAAGGAUGCUUCCAUAUUACAAAGAAACAAUUUCAAGAUAUUUCCUAUACAUAACUAUAAACCUGUGAUUAAAAUAAAUAUUUAUUCCAGAAUCGUAAAUAUUGAUAACUUUACAGGGCACAUAAACAUAAUAGUUGAGUUCUGUGCUAUUAAAAAAAGGUUGAUCAGAAAAUUAUAUCCUAUUUGUUUCAGUACUCAAGUAGAGUUCUAAUUACUGUAAUACUGUUAGAUAUUAAGAGUAAAAUUUAAACAGCCUUAACUAUAUAUGCAUCUAAAUGCACAUAAUUAAAAAAAACUAAUAUACAUAUAAUUAAAUGCAGGUUACAGUUGUUACAUAGGUUGUAAAUCAGGAACUAAGUUCCUCUCUGUAAUCUGCUAAAUUUGUGUAAUUAAAAUUACUUUUAAAA